Molecule: messenger RNA, 5987 nt
Organism: Rhopilema esculentum
Lineage: Eukaryota; Metazoa; Cnidaria; Scyphozoa; Rhizostomeae; Rhizostomatidae
Source: RefSeq, a predicted model, not a curated record
AUCCACUCAUGCAUAGCACGUUUUUGAAGAUUGUUUGGUCUGUGCGUCCUAAAUAUCGGCAACGAAACUUGCUACAUAAAAAUACAGGGGAAGAUAUCAUCACUUGUUAAAAGAUUUCGACAUGCUUUUUGAGUAGAAAGAGUUUAUUUCGAAGAAGAUAAUUGCCUUACUGUCUUAUGAUGAAAUGUCCAGGCUGUUAUUAAAAAGAUAGAGUUCAGGACAAAAGCAUGGAAACAUUGUUUAUAUUCUCUUCUAUUGUUUGUACAUUUUUAUUUGGAUUAGAGCAUGCGACUGCCGAGCAGUUCAAAUUAAGCAGCCUGCCACAUUUGAAAAAAUGGGAGAUACCAUCAAUGCCCCAGAAGUAUGCAAUGAGAACAGGUAGGAAAUUCAAAAACAUUGACAGAAUAUACUCAACUGGGAGAAAACGUAGCUCGCACUGGUCUAUACUACCUGAAUUGAACUUUCGAGAACUUGACAUUGAAGAAGAUGCUGAGAAGAUAAAACUUGAUCAGAAUUAUAAAGCUUUUCUUGAGGACGAUGAUAUUCCAAUUGAAACUGCAAAGCACGGUAAGGACGGUCUUAAAUCAGCACCAAUUAAGAUUACUGAAGACUCCAGCAAGCGAUCAAAAGCAGCCGAGGCGAUCCAAGCACAGAGUUUUACUAGCAAACGACAUGGGAUUAGUCAGAUGACUCACAACAAAAGACACACGCACUCAAAAAAAAGAAAAUCGCAAAAAUUUGAAAAGAAUGCAAAAGCUUCUAAAUUGCAAGCAAGUAUCCAGCAGUUGAAAGAAAAGAGUAACGAAGCAAAUAAAGGGUUAAAACCAUUUCUCAGCCAAGGCCCCAUGGUAAAUUCCAGUGAAGGAGUAAAACAAAGCACAUUCUCAACUGCAGACAUCAGGUCGGAUGUUGGCAGAAUGGCGGUGCGAGGUCUUCAUUUAAAGCCAUCCUCCAGCAUAAGGCAGCCUUUGGCAAUUAUAGAACAGAAUUUUCCGUCACAGAACGAAGAAAAGAUUUCGAAGAGAUCGAUUGAGAAUGACUUGAGCAGUAACUUAAUGAACAUGCGAAGAAAUCAAAUUGGCAUAGGGGAUGCUAUCAAAAGGGCGAGGGUGGCUAUCAACACUUUACAAAAUAGAAAAGCUGGUUUCAACAAGCCCAUGGCCAAGCAAAAUCCUAUCAAAUUGGUUUCUUCGAAAGGAGUUAAAACUCCGCACGCAAAUGCUUUGAAUGCAGCAACGCACGGCAAAAUGCAGCAGUCAAAUGUCCAAGAAUCAAGGAAUCAAGCAUUACGGUUGCUUAAAAAUUCCGGUCUCAACAACAAAGAUCAGGUUAAAAAUGGAGUCUUGGGAGAUCAACCAUCAAAAGAAGUCGGUGGCAAAGUAAGAAACAGUAUGCAAGCAAAAUCUGUUGCUGGAGGUUCAGAUAACAAUGGCAUCAAAACGUCCAAUCAAGUCAGUACUAACAAAGGACGUCAGUCGCAGCCAACGCAGGCGGCUCAAAUUUCGGAACGCGCAAAGAUUGAAACACCGCGCGCUGAAAUAGAAAAGCCGAAAGAAAAAAUGAAGAUAGUGCCAGCAAACGUUGCACGAGCAGUUGCCAUGGCAAUGGAGCAGCUAAAACGUGACAAAAUGUGGGGUAAAGUGUUUGUCCAUGUUCUCCCUAGUGGUAAAUUAAAAGUUAUGGUGCAGGAAACUAAGAAAAUGCCAGAGGAGUAGGUUCUUUGCAGACAGAUAACAGGCGGAAAUUCGUCAUCAAUAAUAUUAAUGUAGACUUUGAAUACACAGUAUAAUAUUAAUGCAUUGAUAAUUGUACAAGUAAUUUGCUAGCAAAAGAUAGUUUGUUCUGCCACGCCCUAAUUCAAUAGAUUAAGCCCAUGAACAAACAUUCUUUUAUGCAGAUAAAGUUUUCCUUUAAUCUAGCAAAAAGCAAAUUUUAAACUGAUAUUGUGAAAUAAAGACUAUCUUUUGAGAAGCAAACUCUUCUAAAAAGCAGGCAGUAGGGUUUACUGUUACUACAAAGUUUGUCAUGAUGAAAUACGUUCUUUUGGGUGUAGCAUAAGGGGCUGCUUAUUUUCAGAUAAUUAAUGUUAUAUUGCAAAAGUCCAGGUUGGUGAUAACUGAUUUUGUCGAUAAAAAGGGGCCAGGGGUUUUAUAUGCUUGUUGGCUGAAUAUAUAUGCUUAUAGGCUGAAUAUAUAUGCUUGUGGUAGUUGAAAUAGUCUUAAAAGACAAUUUUGGAUUUUGGCUUUGUACAUCUGACAAAUCUAGAUACGUUACUAAAAUAUCUUCAAUAAACAACAGAGGACCAUCUGUACAGGCACAUUCACAUAUUCUGUAGAACAAUUUUCCAGCAGUUUACAAUUCUCCUUGAUAGGAAAUAAAGGAAGUAAAAUCUCGGAGUCAUAUAUAAUCCAUAGAAUUGCUGAUGGAGAAAACUAUCAAGUAAAAAAGUAAAAUUUUAUACUACCAGCUCGAUAUUAACAAAUUGGUCUAUUUUCAAACUCUAAAGUUUCAAAAACUCAACAGGAAAUCAAUUAUGCUUGCAUCGUCCUUGUCCAAGUCCAAGAAAAUGUUACUUAUACACAACCGAAAUCAAAGUCCCUCAUACAGCCUCUUUGUUGUUUACCAUUUUCAUUUCUCACGAAUCAUGCACUGUAUCUUGUUGCAAAUAAAAUUUAUGCAGUUAAACUCAGACAAGUUUUGCUCAGGGGUGUCACUUGAUGGGGAUACCCCCAACCAUGAAAGUAGGACCUUCUCACUUAGCAGAACUGAUAGGUUUUGUAUAAAUUCCUGUAGGUUUUCAAUCUCGUGUUACCAGAUGAAAAUUAUGUCAUCAAUAAAUCUUUUCCAAAGUAUUGGAUUACGCUUCAUCGGGGCAUUGCUCAUAAUAAGUUGUUCAAUUGUCAUGAACAUGCUGGCAUAAUUUGGGGCAAGGGUCUCCCCAUCGCGAUGCAUUAAUAGAGGUUAAUAAAAUUUACCAUCACACUCUUUUUUAUGACAACCAGUAAAUAAGUUCAGGCUGGUUGUUCUUCAUUUUUUUCGAAAUUCUCAAAUUAAUAGGAUGUAAGCAGUGCAAUUUCUAGUUAUUGCGCUCUAGAGAAGUGGUCAAGUCUCAUUUGCCACAAAAGGGAGUAGUACAUCCUUCUCUUCGUUUUCUGCAUGAGACAUUGUUCAAAUUUACAUUAUACAGUAGCUCAGCCUCAGCUUGUUCUUAAUUUGUUCUAAACUUAAUUUGUUCUUAAUUUGUUGACCAUAUCUAAGGCCUUAAUAAGGGCAAUAGCGUGUAAAGGCAAAAGGCAGUGCAAUUUUGUUUCAGAAUUAAUAUCACCAUCUGUUGUAUUUUAGAUGCAGCGGGGUACUCUCCCCAUAAUGUUUUAAAUGGAAUUGAGGGGAACUUCGAUACCCCUAUCUUUAGAAACGUUUGUUUAUAGUGAUUUUACAACUAGUAUAACGAAAUCAGUGGGAUGCUAGUGAGUAUAUCGAGAGUGUGUUGUAAAAGAUGAGCACAUGCUCUUUGAUUUCAGGAUAGAGGGUAGCCUCAUUCAUUAAAAAAAUUUUCCUAGCUCGUCUCCCCAAGGUUAGGCAAACACACCGGUGAACCUGUAGACACACUAAGCAAGGGCCUCAGCUGGUAAGACUUACUUUGAGAAUAAUUUUAGUGUUACAAAAACUGAGGACCAGUUCCCAACAUUUCUAACUUUUGCCAGGGCAAUUCUUUUCUGGAGAGUAAAUAUGCAGAACCCCUUCCCCCCCUAAAAAGCGUGUGAAGAGAAGCCCCUGGUUUUGCUAUCAACAAUGAUAACAUUGGUAUCGCCCAAGCAAGCAGAAAAUCCACAUCCACAUUGCCUUGCUAUAAAACUUGAACUGGCCUCCUUGCUAGUGCUCUCGUCUCAGUUUCUUUAAACAGAAUCAGGGCCGGCGAAACGUAUUUGAAAAUGGAGGGGCCGAAAAAUCGAGGUUUUGAAAGUUGUUAGGAAAGGCCGUGCAAUAUUUUUAGAGACAUGGUAUCUACGGGAUGGCCAGGAACUGUAUCUAAAAUGGAAUUUGACUGAAGAGAAUCAGAGGAAAUAUUUCCAAGCUUUCUUUUAUCAAUGUAUCGAAUAAUUUCGUCUAUUAUAAUGUUGACAUGUAAUAGGAAAGGUCUUGCAAAUAUUUAGAAUAACCUUUUAACUGUAGCUCGUAAUCAAGCUUUUUCAAAAUUGAAAAGGAGCCCCAAUGAAAUGUAGGAGAAAAAUAAAUGAAUGAAGCUUUAACAAAAACAUUAACAUUGAAAUAUCAACAGAAGCACUGUCAACUCAAAGUAGAAUAUUAUGCAUAAAAAAUAGCUCUGAAUUAAAGAUGCGGCAUGGGGAUUUAAGACGUCACUUGACAAAAUAAAUCUCAUUUUAAUACUUUAAACGUAUUUCCACCAAAAAAGACAAACUAUCCUUCGUAUUCCACUGCUUAGGCAAGAUUUAUUUCGUUAAAAACGUCACCCCAGCCACGUUUUUCCUUCGCAGAGGAUAGGCAGGAACUAUUCUUGAUUCAACCCCCAUUUUACCCCAAAAAACAGCGGCUAAUCCCCGUUUACCAUCACAAUUCAAUAUCAGCAGUUGAUAAAGAACUCGAAACUGGUAAUCAAAAUUUCCCCGCCACAAAGUGAUACUCCCCGCCAUUUCCGUCUGGUCUGUUAAAAGCAGGACCUCGAGAUUGACACGGGACGUCUGUAUCAGCUGGUGGAACUGGGAACUGUUUAUUAAAAAGAAUUUGAAAUUUCCUUUUUACAAAGAAGGAAUAUUUUUAUUGUUUCCAGGAAAUCAUAUCUUUGGAGCUAGCAUGACCUUUUGCUUCGCCACUGGUAAUUCAGUACAAACAAUGCAUAAUAAAAUCUUAAUUCCUUAAGCUUAAGACUAUUUGACAAAUAGCAAGUAGAAACAAAAAAUGAUCACUCGUGUAUUUCUUUACUCAUAUGCGAAUUACAAAACAGGCUUUUACAAUUUCUUGAUUAAGGUCUACUUGUCUUUAACGCAAAACCCCCAUCGCCUCGCCUAUAGUAAAACAAAAGCUCGGUUUUUGGAAGAUUAAUCCUAGAAGAGCACUGUUUAUUUCUGAUUUUGGCAGGAAGCCAAUUUGCUUCCUCGUUUUCAAGUUCAAAAUGAAAUAGGAAGUUUGUGGGUCGGCACUAGAUCAUAGUCUACCAAAUCACAUUACGUCAUUCACUUGAAUUGGUCCCUCGUGGUCCAUAAAGGAUCGUUCUAGAAAUCAAAUUCAGUAAAUGUUGCUCUUUUAUGUGAUCUUUUACUGGUUGCAAAAACACUUGUUCAAGCUUGGAUAUUCUUAGUGAAAAGGGUUACAACAUUUUGGCAAAGUCAGCGUAACUCAUUUUACGUAACUCAGAUACUUUUAAGAACACACAUGAUAUAAAUUGAACCGAGUGACUGAGCCUGCCGGGGGUCUAAUCCACCCCUAGCUAUUGAUACAGAAAGGGAGCUUUUCCAGUAUGAUAGUGUUCUUCGAUUAAUUUUCAACGCCGUAUCCCCAAGAAAUUUCUACACCACUGGCUUUAAGUUAUCUGGCAGCAGGCAACUGAUCAGCAUUCUUAAUUUAGAUGCAUGCAUUUCGAGAAUGAAUGACCACGAGGCACCAAUGCGAGUGAAUGACAUAAUGUGAUUUGGUAGACUACGAUCUAGUGCCGACCAAGUUUGUGGCCUGCGUGCAGUGCAGCCUUUACUUUCCGUUGCGAAGGAGAGCCAAUACGGAACUUCUUCAGGGUCGUAGAAGUUUGAAACAGGGUCGUGGACAUUAAUACCCUCAAUAUCAGUUUUCGAAAUUCGAAUCCUCAUGUGAUCCCUUGCUUGAUCCAAACUAACGUCUUGUGGCAUUACCUAGUGGGUAUCGUCCUACGCGAAUCAAACCUCGCUGCAUUUCUGUAACAGAAAUUCUGUUCAUAUUAGAAGAUUAACCUUCACUACAUACAGGGCCGUCAGAAACGGCUCCAGCCCCCCCCCAAA